This is a messenger RNA of Dioszegia hungarica, 1083 nucleotides long. Its product is annotated as putative type II HSP40 co-chaperone. The transcript is spliced from 8 exons. Gene Ontology annotation, molecular function: protein-folding chaperone binding. The coding region runs from base 1 to 1083 and encodes 360 amino acids. Gene Ontology annotation, cellular component: cytosol. NCBI's taxonomy places the organism in Eukaryota, Fungi, Basidiomycota, Tremellomycetes, Tremellales, Bulleribasidiaceae. The record is from RefSeq and is a predicted model, not a curated record. Gene Ontology annotation, biological process: translational initiation.
AUGCCCAACAACACAGAGUACUACAAGGUCCUCGGUAUAGACAAGGACGCCUCGGAGGCCGAAAUCAAGAAGGCCUACCGCAAAGAGUCGCUCAGACAUCAUCCCGACAAGAACCCCGCUGAGAAGCGGGCGGCAGCGGAGAUCAAGUUCAAGAAGAUCGGUGAAGCAUAUGAGGUCCUGUCUGACCCGAACAAGAGGGAGGUGUACGACCAAUUGGGUGAAGAGGGACUGAAGGGUGGAGGCGGGGGUGGAGGAGGCGGAGGUGGUUUCGGCGGGUUCCCUGGAGGAGGUGGAGGACACUACCACGCCUCUGAUCCCAAUGACCUCUUCAACGCGUUCUUCGGUGGUGGUGGAGGCGGAAUGGAGGACAUGUUUGGUGGUGGUGGAGGCCGGAGCAGAUCAUCGCGGAUGGGAGGAGGUAUGCCCGGGAUGGGAGGCAUGGGGGGAAUGGGAGGGAUGGGCGGUAUGGGUGGCAUGCCUGGCGGAUUCGGCGGCGGUGGAGGAGGAGGUGGCGGACAGGACCCACCUCCGCCGGGCGAGAUCACCAAGCCGCUCGCUCUCACUCUUGAGGAGCUGUACAAGGGAGGAACGAAGCGACUCAAGAUCACUCGGCAUACCGCGACCGGCAGGCAAGAGGAGAAGAUUUUGGAAGUGGCGUACAAGGCGGGAUGGAAGAAGGGAACCAAGAUCAAGUUUGCCGGUGCGGGGAAUGAGGACGAGUAUGGGCAGAGCCAGACUGUUACAUUUGUUGUUGAGGACAAGCCUCACUCUCGGUUCGAGCGGGUUGACGAUGACCUGCAUACCAAGCUCAACAUCACACUCUCGCAAGCGCUCCUGGGUCCCGACGGAGGAGGAGAGAUCACCAAGGAGGUGGAACAGCUGGAUGGGCGGAGAAUACAGGUCACAGCACCGAGCGGGAUUGUUCAACCCGGAGCAGAGACACGUAUACCAGGCGAGGGCAUGCCAAUCUCGAAAGCAUCGUCAGUCAAGCGCAAGGGAGAUCUCGUCGUCAAAUGGAACGUCAUUUUCCCGACAAGCAUCACACCAGUUCAGAAGAAGGAGUUGCGGAAGGUUCUCAAUUAA